AAAAUCGAACUAAUAAUAAAAUGAAAAGUCUUCUGUUACCAAGUGUCCUCUAUUACCUCUAUUAUCAAGUGAAUAUACAUCUAAAAGAUGAUACACGAUUUUAUAUUGAUAAGCGUAAAUAGUUGUACAAAGCUCACCCCAUGCUUCACAAGAUAUUGACAACUUCUUUUGAAAGACAAAUCUAUGUGUCAUGUAAAUGAGCAUUCGAAUUAGACCUGUGAAAGAUAAAUAUAUAUGAUAGUUUAUUGCCGUGAAAAUGUUCAAACCAGUGUUACACAUUAUUCAACUUGAAAUCAUUCCUUACUUACUUGUGCAGCUGCUUAUUAGUAGAUACGAAAUCCAAGUAAUCCAUUGUACACAAAUGAGAAUUAACGUGAACAUUUGAACCAUUGGUGGCGAAGAAACAGAUAUGAUCGAAUGCCGGUAUACCUCGUUGAUUACUUGUCAAAACUCUAUACCCAUUAUUAUGCUGCAUUUGUAAGUAACAUAUAUUUAUAUACAGACAGUAAGAACUGAAGCUUUUCUUUCAGGAAAGAUCAGAAUUCCGUAUUCAACCAGUAGAGAACAGAAUUCUGUAUUCAACCAAUAGAGAACAGAAUUGCGUAUUGAACGAUUCCCUCCUCCAAGGUGAACUUUUCUGUUGUUAUAAUUUUUAUAUAUAUUUAUCUUUCACAGGUCUAAUUCGAAUGCUCAUUUACAUGACACAUGGAUUUGUCUUUCAAAAGAAGUUGUCAAUGUCUUGUGAAGCAUGGGGUGAGCUUUGUACAGCUAUUUACGCUUAUCAAUAUAAAAUCGUGUAUCAUCUUUUGGAUGUAUAUUCACUUGAUAAUAGAGGUAAUAGAGGACACUUGGUAACAGAAGACUUUUCAUUUUAUUAUUAGUCGCGUUGUAAUCUUCUGUAUCUUUCUUUAUUGGUUAUUCAUUUUCUGUUUGUUCGUCUGUUUAUCGCACCUACAUGUUCUUUUAUUGUAUGAAACCUGCAUUAUGCACAUUUUUGGCUGCAGAGUAAAGAACCACACGUGCUAAUCCACCAUUUUCUUUUGUUUUUAAAUAAUAAAAUGUAUAUUAUUAUUAUUAUCAUCCGAUUUCUUGGCAUCACAUAAUUAUAGGCUAGCUACGUUUGAGCAGCUGAAGAUUGUUAGCCAGAUUUAAAAUUUUGAGUGACGAUAACCAGAAAUUCAAAUCCAGAUUAUAAUUUUAUUGUGGUUCGCGGAAAUUCCUGUUUUGUCCUAAAACGGGG
This is a messenger RNA of Didymodactylos carnosus, 1240 nucleotides long. Lineage: Eukaryota; Metazoa; Rotifera; Eurotatoria; Philodinida; Philodinidae. The record is from the annotation of a GenBank genome assembly.